AUGCGGAAUGGGGCUGCCAAUCUGUCACCAUUGCCCCGGCCACCACAGUCUAACUCUCAAUACUCCCUUCGCACUUAUGAACAUGAAGACUACCCGUUGGAGCCCAUGGUAGCAGACACCGCACUGGCCGCACCAAGCUAUGAGGCUCUCCUGACACCCGCCGGGGCUGGACAGUACGAUGAGGAAGAAGGAGCUGAUCUGGUUGCCUCAGGUCGAGGAGAUCAGCCUUUGUUGAGUGGCCGUCGCAUCUCAUGGCGGAGCGGAAGCCGCCUGCUACCGGCCAAGUCCGCCUUUCAAGCUGUUCUGCGCUGGUUGAAAGGACCCAAUCCUCCUCGGAUAUAUCGGAUCCAAUCUUCAGAAUGGCUUCAAGCCGUGUGCGACCGGCUGCUUGAGAAGUGUUGUCCGAGUGGAGGGCUCAAGCUGUGCCUUCUGCUGUUAUUGUAUGCAAUAUGGGCCGGGAUGUUCAUUCUCGCUCUUCCAAUGCCGGUGGCAGGCAGUAAUGACUCAGGCCGACCAGCUCGACUAAGCUGUACAUCUCGGCUCUGGUCGAAUAGCACCAAUUGUGGCUUGGACGGCGGCGACUGCCGUCCCUUCGAUCAUGGCACCUUCACAUUCACUUGUCCAGCUGGCUGUGCCGACGUCAAGAUCCUCGAACCUCACUACGUUGGAGCUCAAGAAGUCAACUACCGGACUUUUGUUAUCGGAGGGCCAAAGGACACCGGGAUCCCGACCACGGCGAUCUAUCGUGGAGAUUCAUUCAUCUGUCCGGCGGCCAUCCAUGCUGGGCUGGUGACCAAUGCCAAAGGUGGCAGCGGACUGUUGUCACGGACAGGACAACGAUCCGAUUACCCAAGUACCAGUGCCCACGGCGUUUCCAGCAUUGGAUUUCCAUCCAACUUUCCUCUAUCUUUCAGCUUCGGAGCCCCAGGGCCAGACACCUUCUCGUACACAGAUUCCCGGUGGACGUAUCUGUGCUUCUCGAUCAUCUUAACGUCUCUGCUUGCGGUCUUUGUUACGUCGCCGACGACGCUAUUCUGGUCUGUCUUCGUGGGGAUUUUUUUUCACGUGGCGUUGAUAUCGGAUCCUCCAUACUAUCACGACUAUUCCGACCUCAUCUCAUUGGCAUUUAGGCGUUUCCUCCCGGCUGCAUUCGUCGCUCAUGUCAUCUACAAGUACUGCAUCCACCGAACACUGUACGACCUGAAAGCUCCUAUCGAAAGGACCGUGCUAUGGCUCGGUGGGUGCUGGCUCGGGGCUCUAAACAACGUAACAUUUGACCGGAUACCAAUCUCUCGAUUGACUCCACAUGACCUCAAACAACAACCUGGGGCUAUCGCUGCUCUCCUCUCGAUCAUCGGCGUUCUGCUAGUCAUAGCGGUCGGACAGGCUUGGUGCUUCAGGGUCGAAGGCGGCAUGCCGCGCUAUCUGCUUUUCUACGCCAUCGUCGCCGCAUUCCUUGUCGCCCUCAUUCUCGUCCCCGGCACCAACCUCCGGAUACAUCAUUACAUCCUCGCCCUGAUCCUGCUCCCAGGCACAUCGCUCCAGACCCGACCGAGCUUGCUGUACCAGGGGAUUCUCGUCGGGUUGUUCAUCAACGGCAUUGCGCGGUGGGGGUUUGACAGCAUCCUACAAACACCGGGCCAACUGCUCCAGGAUGGCGAACUGGGGAGUGUCCUCCCGCAGGUCCAUCCACCGAUCGUCUCUGGCAAUCGCAUCAGAUUCACUUUCGAAGACGUCGUCGCAUCGUUUGACGGAAUCAGCGUCCUCGUCAACGAUGUCCAGCGCUUUGUGGCCUUCGAGCCGGAUGACAUGUCGUUCAACUGGACGCGCUUGGUGGACAGUGAGCCCGAGUUCUUCAGGUUCGGAUACGUCAACCACCUGGAGCUGGGAGGGGAGUGGUACGCCGACUUUACAGCUCCGGGGCAGUGGCUCAGCAACGGCACUUAUGUACCUGGGUUGGAUUAA
Cladophialophora carrionii CBS 160.54 is the source of this 1965-nucleotide messenger RNA. RefSeq lists its product as uncharacterized. The transcript is spliced from 2 exons. NCBI's taxonomy places the organism in Eukaryota, Fungi, Ascomycota, Eurotiomycetes, Chaetothyriales, Herpotrichiellaceae. The coding region runs from base 1 to 1965 and encodes 654 amino acids. The record is from RefSeq and is a predicted model, not a curated record.